Messenger RNA from Echinops telfairi (small Madagascar hedgehog), 4664 nucleotides. It is a transcript of the gene SLAIN1, whose product is annotated as SLAIN motif family member 1. Gene Ontology annotation, biological process: cytoplasmic microtubule organization; positive regulation of microtubule polymerization; microtubule nucleation. The transcript has 7 exons. The record is from RefSeq and is a predicted model, not a curated record. The coding region runs from base 1657 to 2907 and encodes 416 amino acids. Lineage: Eukaryota; Metazoa; Chordata; Mammalia; Afrosoricida; Tenrecidae. Gene Ontology annotation, cellular component: microtubule plus-end.
CUGGUUUGGGUAUAAGGGUAAUGGUAGCUUCAUAGAAGUAGGUGAGAAAUUUUCUUUCCUCUUCAAUUUUUCAGAAGUGAUUUUCUAGAACUAAGUAUUAGUUCUUCCUUAAAUGCUAGAAUUCAUCAAUGAAUCAUUGUAAAGUUUUGUUUAUGGCAAAGUUUUUAACUAUAAGUUUCAUAUAUUCAGAGCUAUUCUUCUCAAGUAACCUGUGUUGAGUUUGUCAUAAAGUUGUGCAUAAUAGCCUCUUGUGAUUACAAAAAUACCCUGUCUAAUAUGUAACCAUGGCCUCUCUCUGUUCCUGAUACAGAUAAUUUCUAUCUCCCUUUUCUUCUACCUAAUGAGGCUGGCUAGAGAUCUGCCAAUUUUAUUGAUCUUAUCAAAUAAUAAUUUUGAUUUCUUUCAUUUUUCUCUGUUGCUUUUCUUGGCUGCUCUCUUAUUUAUUUCCUUUCUUUUGCUUACUUUGAGUUUCAUUUCUCCUAUUCUGGUUUCUGAAGGUAGAAACUGAAACUAUUGAUUUGAGACCAAUCUUUCUGAAAAUACAAAUGCAUUUCCUGCAUAUAUUGCAUUAUAAGUGUCUCUGUGACCACUGCUGUAGUGUAAUCUGCAUAUUUUUAUAUGUUGUGUUUUUCGUGUGCAUUCACUUAAGAAUGCAGAUUUAUCUUUUGGUUUUUGAUCCAUGAGUUACUUAUUUUCCAAAUCUUUUGAUUUUUUUCCCAGGUAUCUCUCUAUCAUUGAUUAACACUAUAAUGUUAUUGUGCUUAGGGGGAACAUAGUUUGUAUGAUUUAAGUCUUUCAAAAUUUAAGAGUUGUUUAGAUAGGUAUAAGGUCUGUUUUCUUAGAUAUUGCAUGUGUAUUGAAGAAGAACACUGCUGUUUGGGGGGUGGAUAGUGUUUAUGUCCAUUCUGAUUUUCUACUUGUUUUAUUAAUUACUGAGAAAGAACUAUUGAAAUAUCCCACUAUAAUUAUUGAUUUACAACUUCUUUUGGCUCUGUUUUUGCUUCAGGUAUUUCGACGCUCUGUUACAGGGAUAACUAUUCCGAAUAACUUUAAGAUUGUUCUGUUCUCUUGAUGGAUUGGCCCCUUUACCAUAUUCAAUAAUCUGGCUUAGCUCUGGUCAUUUUUGUUCAGAAAUCUACUUUACUACUAAUACUCAUACCCAACCACAACCCAAACCCAUUGCCAUCCAUAUGAUCCAACUAACGGCAAUACCAGAUAGCGCUUCCAAGACUGGAAAGCUUUGUAGAAGCAGUCAGCCCCAUUUUCACCUGUGGAGAAGCUGGCAGUUUGAACCAUUGACCUUGUUAACAGGCCAGUAUCUAACCCCAUGAGCCACUAGGUCCCCUUACUAAUAUUGCAACUUCAGUUUCUUUUGUCAGUUUUACUUUUCCAUACUUUAACAUUUUGCCUGAGCACAUUUAACCAUUUGUACCGCUUUAUUUGGGGCGAUUUGGUCAUUAAAGAAAUAUUUGGGCACUUAGAAACAAUCAAAUGUGAAUUCUGUUUCAACAGAAAUGGUUUAAUACAUACUUUUGUUUUCUCCAAAAGAGAGUGAAUCUUUAUAUGCAUAUACAGUACUUGUAAUGUACAUUUCUUUCUUUUAUUUUAAGGUUGUAUGCUAGCUCUGCAAAGACAUUUCUCUCUGCAGAGAAAUCCAUGAGCCCUUUGCAGUGGUGUAGACAUGUCCUGGAUAAUCCAACUCCUGAGAUGGAAGCAGCAAGACGGUCCCUAUGUUUUAGACUGGAGCAAGCUAGCCGAUGGCGGACUCUCCUCUCUUCACCUGCCUCCCUGGCUUUUCCUUAUAGUCCUAUUGCAAGACUCAGUCCUUAUAACAGUGGCGCUAAUACUCCCAGCUUCUCUAAAACCUCGAAUAAAGCAAUACUAACACCUGAAAGAACAGGUUACACUUCGAGGGCCUCCCCCCUCAGUCCCCAGUCAUCUAUAGACAGUGAGCCGAGUACUUCAGAACUGGAGGAUGAUUCCAUUUCCAUGGGAUAUAAGUUACAGGACCUCACUGAUGUUCAGAUCAUGGCUCGUCUGCAAGAAGAAAGUCUCAGGCAAGAUUACGCUUCUACUUCAGCAUCUGUGUCAAGAUAUAGUUCCAGUGGGUCACUGAAUUCAGGAAAAAAGGGUCUGUGUAGUGAUCAAGAAUAUGAUCGAUACAGCCUGGAGGAUGAGGAAGAAUUUGACCAUUUACCACCACCUCAACCCCGUCUUCCAAGAUGCUCACCUUUCCAAAGAGGAAUUCCCCAUUCACAAACUUUCUCUAGCAUUCGUGAUUGUAAAAGGAGUUCAAAUUCCCAGUAUUAUCCUUCAAGUAAUUACCAGCCGCAACAGUAUUAUUCAUCUCAAGCCCAAACUCCAGAUCAGCAACCAAAUAGGGCAAAUGGAGAUAAGCUCCGAAGAAGUAUGCCUAAUCUUGCCCGAAUGCCAAGUACAACCACCAUCAGUAGCAACGUUAGCUCUCCCGUCGCCGUGAGAAACAGUCAGAGUUUCGACUCCAGUUUGCAUGGAGCUGGAAAUGGGCUUUCAAGAACACAGUCUUGUAUUCCAUCACCAGGACAGCUUCAACACAGAGUUCACAGCAUGGGACAUUUCCCAGUGUCUGUCCGGCAGCCUCUUAAAGCCACAGCCUAUGUGAGUCCAACCAUUCAAGGCAGCGCCAGCAUGCCUUUAUCCAAUGGCUCACAGCUACAUUCCAACACAGGAAUCCCCACCCCAAACAAAACGGCAGCUUCUGGGAUCAUGGGCCGCAGUGCACUUCCAAGACCUUCUUUGGCAAUAAAUGGGAAUAACCUGCCUCGAAGCAAAAUUGCACAGCCGGUGAGAAGUUUCCUUCAGCCUCCCAAACCCCUGUCUUCACUCAGCGCUCUGAGGGAUGGAAACUGGAGAGAUGGUUGCUACUGAUGCGGUUUUUAUGUACCUUUGAAGACCGGGGAGGAAAUGAAAAAUGAGGGUUUGUGUUACCUAGCUGGCUGGGUAACCGUGGAUGUUGGGAUAUUCUUUCCCUUUGCAUUUUAACAUAUUUAUGGCAUUGUUUUUUCAAUGGACCAGUCACCAGAGACUAAUUGUUGCACUUAAAUAUUUGCCUGAGAUACUGCAACACUGUCAAAUCCUCGGUUGCAGUAUUGUGAUACUUAGAUCUAGAAAGGUUUUGUAGAACUGCUAUGUACCCGAAUACCUUUUUGAGAGAAUUAAGAUGUAUCAAUAAUCCUUUGCCAUAUACAUUUUUAAAGGUAACUUGUUCACGUUACUUACUGUUCUAAACAUCUUAUUUCCAUGACAUGAACAUAUUUUAAUACAUUGAAUAUUUACAAUUAGGUCCUGUAACUUAUAUUUUGAAGUUAAUUUUUUAAUGGUUUACAGCAGUGUUUCCCACAGUGGGUGAUGCUGCCCCCUGGGGGCACUAAAGUGAUCCAGAGGGGCUGGAACGCAAGAUAGCUACACUUGUUCCAGAAUUAUGGUCUAUAGUAUAAAAGUUUUUCAUUGCCAGGGAGGCACUGAGUACAUUUGUUUUUUGUCCUAAAAAAGGGUUGGUAGUCCAAAUAAGUUUGAGCCCUGAUGGUUUACAGGAUUUUUGGUGGGUGGUGGCGGGGGUGGUGGUGGCGGCAGGUACCUAUUUGUUUUUACACCUACGUGAGCCACUAUGGAACAACUUAAAAUUUUGUGCCAUAAAAAUAUUUUUGUGGUAAGGUACUAUUUUUUUAGCUUUAGGGAUGUAUCAGCAAAAAUGUACCCUACGAUUUGAGAGACAAUUUUUUGUUGAAUGAGCACAAAGUCUUCUGAAUCAUUGGAAGGAGAUAGCCAGACAGCAGAGUUAAAUGCCCCCGUCUUUUUCUUCAUGAAUUUAUAGUCAUAUGUGAGUUUCAUAUUUAUAAUGGCAUCACAAGCUCAUUGCACUUAAAACCUGCAAUGAUUGCUACUAAACUAUCAUUUUUUAAACACUUUAUUACAAAGGAUGAAACUGUAAUGUUUUAUUAACAUUGCUUCUAGAAAUGGAUCCAUUUUAAAGCAAAUAAAUCUUUUGAUAGAUCUUUUACAAAAUCCAUUUGCACUAAUGAAUGCUUUCUUAUGGUAUAUGACUCAAUAUUUGUUAUACUGUGUACACUGCUGUUUUGGAAUGUUCAGAAAUAAAGACUCUAUUUCAGCAAUAUCAGACCAUGAAUGAAUGUACAAUAUCAACAGCAUAAAUGUGUAUAUCCUCCCCUGUGAUUUUGAAAGUAUGUAUUAUUAUUCUUCUGUAAGGUCUUUAUACCUAAAGCAGGCAGACUUAGAAUCUGUUUAUUUGGGAAAACUACAUCUGAUUUUUCUAAAGUACUUCUAAAAAGAAAUUUGAGAUUUUGAUUGUACAAUGAAGUUGAAGUUCCAUUUAGAAAGGCCACUAAAAUACAAACAGCCUUGAACACAGGGAUGUACAUUGACAGUUGAAAUUAUCCAGUUUUAUGGUAUCAUUUUUAUUUAAAUAUACUUGUCUGUCUACACACACAGAUGGGGGCUACAGCACAUUUGUGUAAAAUUAGAAUUGAAAGAUAAUAGAAUUUUUCCACGAAAUUUUGAAGCCCCCUCAUGUAUGUAUGUAUGUAAACAUAUAUCUAAAACCGUUUCCCAAUUCAACAAUUUUAACACGAAUAAUUCAGAUUGAUUAAAUUCAUCAUGUUGUAUAA